Messenger RNA from Physella acuta, 1107 nucleotides. Its product is annotated as intraflagellar transport protein 22 homolog. Lineage: Eukaryota; Metazoa; Mollusca; Gastropoda; Physidae. The record is from RefSeq and is a predicted model, not a curated record.
UGCCAGUGUAAACUAUGAUAAUUUAACAGUUUCUAAACACUUUUAUUAAUUUAUUUGCUUCAAUUUUACAUAUUUUACCAAUAAGUUGCGAGUUAUGUCUAAAGCCAAAGUAAUUAUGGUUGGACCAACUGCGUCUGGAAAAACAUUUUUAAGCAAUUUUCUAGCAGACGCAACAGAAUUCUCAGGUGGAGAAUACCACCCUACUCAAGGUGUCAGAAUUCUUGAGUUUGAAACUGGAGCUGCUGAUACAGGACGUGGUGGGAUAGAUGUGGAACUAUGGGACUGUAGUGGUGACAAAAAGUUUGAACCUUGCUGGCCAGCAAUGGUGAGAGAUGCCUCUGGUGCUAUUUUUGUAUUCAACCCCGACCACCCAAAUCAUGAUAAAGAGCUGGAUAUCUGGUAUAACUUUAUAAUUGGGAACCAGCAUCUCAAAGAGUCUCAGUGUUAUGUAUUUGCUCACCAUAAGCCCAACACAGCAGGGGAAUCAUCAGAACCAUCCAACAGCUUCAGUAAGAUCCCCCUCCUCCACACCAGUCUAGACGAAGACGCGGAGGCUGUGAGACGAGAGUUCAGCAGAUUUCUCUCAUCACUUGUGAAAGCCAUGUCUAGCAAUAGAGAGCAAGAGGAACUAACUCUAAUGAACCAAUAAGCUCCCUUUAGUCAGACAUUUUUUACUGUGAUACUUUUUAUACUGUUUUGUGUUGGAUACAUUUAAUUUGUUUUUUUAAAACUAAAUUUUCCAUGGAUAUGGUGAAGCAGAAAUAUUGUUUUUUAUUACAAAUAGACACAUAAGGUAAAUACGUAAUUGAUUACAAAAUCUUUUCCCUAUAUUUUAAAUUCACAUUUAUUGGCAUUACUUCUAAAGUUAGAACUUUGAUAUAAAAUUGUGCUUUCCAUAGCUGAAUAUGAUCCUGCAAUUUAAGAACUGUGCCAUAUAUUAAAUUUGGUUUAACAUUGUUGAGAUAAAACUACUUACAAUACUAAGGUAUAUGAAGGUUCAGCACUACUUAAUGUUGUAUUAUAAGUGUUUUAUAGUUUCCUUAUAGUCAUGCAAGAGUUUUGAAACAUGGCAGCUCAAAAUAUCAGAAAUUUAUUAAAGUUGAUUUG